Messenger RNA from Lytechinus pictus (painted urchin), 5660 nucleotides. RefSeq names its product golgin subfamily A member 7-like. The coding region runs from base 654 to 1076 and encodes 140 amino acids. The transcript has 5 exons. The record is from RefSeq and is a predicted model, not a curated record. NCBI's taxonomy places the organism in Eukaryota, Metazoa, Echinodermata, Echinoidea, Temnopleuroida, Toxopneustidae. Gene Ontology annotation, cellular component: palmitoyltransferase complex. Gene Ontology annotation, biological process: protein targeting to membrane; peptidyl-L-cysteine S-palmitoylation.
GAUCACAAGCAGAGCGCGAUCCGCUGCAGAGUGAGUCAUUUUGAGCGAUGAUCAUAGGCCUACCACUUUUCUACAAUAAUUCUAAGUUGGGUAAAAACAUGAAAAUAAACGAUGUUAGAUCUAAUGAUCAAAAGAAUGUAAAUGCUGAUCGACUUACCAACUGCGUAAAAACGCAUGGCGGUGAGCACUUGAAGGUGCACUGGCACCGCAUUAGUGCGACUCGUGUGUCUCUCCAAAGCUGGCGUAAGUUCUUCAAUAAUGUGUAACGCAGUGUGCUUAGUGAAGCGAUACCGCUGCAGAAAAUCGUUGUUCUCAUAAAUAUGAAAGGGGUUUUUCCUUUCCACCAACGGCCUCUCGAUCUCUUCUUCUUGAUUAUUCAGCUCGAGCAUUUGCUCUCCCCGUCGCAAGGCAGCAAGCAGAUCAGCCAUUUUGAAAGUUAAACCAUGGUUUAAACUACCCCUAGGCGGAGUCUAAAUUUUGCGCAAGUUAGACUCGACUUAGACCGAGGUUUUAAGUUAAACCGGACUUCAGAAAGUGAAUUCUUAAACCCGCGGUCUAAAGUGAGAUUUAGACUGGAGUUAGACCGGACUUAAGCCGAGGUUUAAGUUAAACCCGACUUCAGAAUACGGGCCAGAAUAUCAAAGUCCAUAUUUAUGGCAAAUUCACAGAAUAUAGCCAUGGAGAACAUCACAAGGCAACUCCAAGGCAAGGUGUUCAUUCAACGAGACUACUCUGAAGGCACAGGAGUUAAAUUCCAGACAAAGCUUCCUCAAGAACUCGUAGAACGGAUUGAUCAAACCAGGUUCGAGUUCACCAUCAACAAACUGAACGAGUUUUAUGCAGAGGCUGAGAGGUUAGGUGCAAGGACUUACUGUGAAAGCUGCCUUGCAUGUUUGACAGCCUACACAGUCCUUGUCUGUAUGACUACACAUUAUGAUAAGUGUGUAAAAAAGGCAGGACUAUUCAUACAGCAGCAGAAUGAUGAAAUCUAUGCUCCACGAGGGUUGGUCAUCACAGACCCGUUUACAAGGGGACUCAGAGUUAUCGAGAUCACAGUGUAUGCCACAGACACAUGAUAAGAGUAUGGCCAUGGGAACUCAUGGUUGUAUCUACUUAUGGCGUAACGAUCGUCAAUCAGGGCACGGAAUACCAACAUCUCUCAUGUAAAUAGCCUGACCAAGUAAUUUUCAUACCUGUUUUUAUGUAAAUAUAAAUAUGACUAUGAAUAUAAAAGUAUAACGAUAUUCGUAACGUCUCAAAAAUUUAUAUGAUCUAAUGCUUUUAACAGUUAUUCUUCAUACUGCUGAUACUCUUCCUACUAAUGGCUAAAUGAAAUGUAAUUCUGAAAAGUAUAUUAAAAUAUGUAACAUUGUAUUAAAGUAUACAUGUUAAUUGAGAUGAUAGUGUAAUUCAAGAUUUUAAUUUAAAAAAUAGUGUAGCACUUGGUUUCUAGCAUGAUACUAGUGAUUAAUGACAUUCUGAGACCAAUUUUUUAUCUUGAUUAGAAUAUGAUUAGCCUCUAUUUGAUAUUAGGGGAGGGGAUGCAUAUUUUAAAAACUCAUCUCAAUGUAGAUUUCAUGAAACCUCUAAUCGUUAAACAUGAAGCAUCCCAGUUGGACCUAAGAGAUAGGUGAUGAUAUCAUUAAUUUUGAACGUGGCUCUCAAUUAAAUUAAAUUUUACAAGUGGUGUUCAUUGAGGUUCACACAUGUUCCAUAAUUUAUACCCACAUGAAAAAAACACACCAAAAAAAAAACCACACAGAUGGAGCUGGAUCUUUCAUACUUGCACAUUUAUUGGCACAAUAUAUACAUGUAGAUGAGACUCUGAGAGCUAUACGUGUAAAAAGCUAAUUAAUGCACAAGUUACUUGAAAGGAUGAAGGUUUAUGAGUGGAUAUAUCAUAGUAUUAAUUGUACAAUUAAUAGGGAGAGGAGACUAGGACUUUGUGCAUUUGAUUCUUGUAAUGAUGAUAAAAGUGACUAUGAAGUAUGAGAUUUCAAGUUUUGUUGUACAUGUAUGUCAAUUGAAAUAAGGCAAUGGUGGUAUGUUCUAACUGUAUUGUUCUGGCCUUAAUUGUUGGCAAAUGUGAAUGUUGAACAAAUAUAUUGAUGUGUGUUUUCUUUCACACAAACAUGCAGCAACCCCUUCAAUUUCCCAACAUCACAGAAAUAGCAAUGUUGUAGCCAAACAGACCUGGGGUUGUUUCACAAAGAGUUAAGUGUGAGUUAAGUUAUGCCUAAAUGCCAACAUGCACACAUUAUUCAAUGCUUUAAUCUGAUUGAGAGAUAUGAGGCAGUGCAUGUCUUAUGAUCUGACUGAUGCUGCAAUGCGCUAUAUAUGUACUGAAGCUAUUGAAAUGCAAGUGCUACUCUAAGUAGGCUUGUGAAACACCCCCCGCUGGUGGCUAUAGUAAGGUUUUAUAACUUGUCAAGUCCAGGCCAAAUAAAUUAUUUCCUUUAUAGAUGAUGGACAUGACAGAAAAGGUUUGAUCAAAGAACUCAAAAGAAAUUGAUUUCUUAUUAACUGUUGAUAUUUGGUUGUACAAUACAGUAGUGCUGAAAAUGUAAUGAACCCUACUAGAAAAUGCACUCCUUGAUGCUGAGUGUUAAAUGUAGACAACAAUGUCUGGUGAGCACACAGAAACAAACUAUAAUGAAUGUAAUAUUCUAUCACUUGACUUCACAAUUGAAAUCUAAAAGAUGGUAGAAAGUUGAACCCAUACAUGUAUGUCAAUUUUCUGAUGGGGUUCACUAACUUUUUAGCACCACUGUAUGUAAAGUGAUGAAAAUUCUCACAAAUCUUACUUAAAGAUGCCUCUUAAUCAAUUAUUUGACAUCCUUGAAAUGUCCACAAGAGCUCAUAUAAUUAUGAUUUUACUCACUUUACAUACUACAUGUAGGUCAAUUACAGGCUAUCUGAUUUCUUCUGGCAUCUUUGAGACCAGUAUGUUUUACCCUAUAUAUCAUCAGAAUGAGAAAAGAUUGCAUUCCUUACAUAUGAAUCAAACUUUUGAAGGCUCUUGCAGAGGGUUUUUGUCUCACCUGCAUAGCAGAGUGAGACUAUAGGCGCCGCUUUUCCGACGGCGACGGCGGCGGCGGCGACGGCGACGGCGACGGCGGCGUCAACACCAAAUCUUAACCUGAGGUUAAGUUUUUGAAAUGACAGCAUAACUUAGAAAGUAUAUGGACCUAGUUCAUGAAACUUGGCCAUAAGGUUAAUCAAGUAUUACUGAACAUCCUGCCUGAGUUUCAUGUCACAUGACCAAGGUCAAAGGUCAUUUAGGGUCAAUGAACUUAGACCAUGUUGGGGGAAUCAACAUCAAAAUCUUAACCUAAGGUUAAGUUUUUGAAAUGUCAUCAUAACUUAGAAAAUAUAUGGACCUAGUUCAUGAAACUUAUACAUAAGGUUAAUCAAGUAUCACUGAACAUCCUGCAUGAGUUUCACGUCACAUGACCAAGGUCAAAGGUCAUUUAGGGUCAAUGAACUUUGGCCGAAUUGGGGGUAUCUGUUGAAUUACCAUCAUAACUUUGAAAGUUUAUGGAUCUGAUUCAUGAAACUUGGACAUAAUAGUAAUCAAGUAUUACUGAACAUCCUGUGCAAGUUUCAGGUCACAUGAUCAAGGUCAAAGGUCAUUUAGGGUCAAUGAACUUUGGCCAAAUUGGGGUAUUUGUUGAAUUACAGCCAUAAAUUUGAAAGUGUGUUGGUCUAGUUCAUAAAACUUGGACAUAAUAGUAAUCAAGUAUCACUGAACAUCCUGUGCGAGUUUCAGGUCACAUGAUCAAGGUCAAAGGUCAUGUAAGGUCAAAGAACUUUGGCCACGUUGGGGGUAUUUGUUGAAUUGCCAUCAUAUCUCUAUAAGUGUAUUGGUCUAGUUCAUAAAACGUGGAAAUAAGAGUAACCAAGUAUCACUGAACAUCUUGUGCGAGUUAUAGUAGUUUUCAAAAUCAGCACUGCUGCUAUAUUGAAUCGCGUGAUGCAGGUGAGACGGCCAGAGGCAUUCCACUUGUUAUUAAUAUAAAAGCCUUGGACACGCUGCCAAGUAUGAUUUAAUUUCCAUUUCUUAAUCACUGCAAAUAUGACAGAUUCUGGAAAAUUGGCAUUGACAACCUAAUUGUUCCAAUGAGCUUGUGUUUGAAGCUCCUCAAUUGUUCAAAGGUUUUUAAUUCAAUGUAGUAAUCAUGUAGAGAAACAUGGGAUGAUAUAUUUUUGCACUCUUCAAUGUACAUACAUGUACAGUGUAUCAAGGAAAUAAUAAUUAUCAAUUUUCAUACAGGCUUUCUGAAGACCUUGGUUUGAAAAAGUACUGCAUUUCCACCUUUUGUUCUUUUUUCAGAAAAAGGAACAUUUCUCUACUAUAGUAUAUUCUCUACAUGAAUAUAUUGGAAUGUGAUAUUAGAAAAUGUGUUCCGUAAAAGAUUAAGUUUUGUUCAGACAGGUUUCUACCUUAGUCCUGAAUAGUAUCGAUAAUUCAAAUAUCAUCCAAACUAGAUAAAGUACAUAUCGAUAAUUCAAAUUUCAUAAAAACUAGAUAAAGUACAUGUACUUUUUGAAACCAAGGUCUUAGUUGGUGUUUUUAUUUCCAUAUGGUUUGUAUAAUGGUAUAAAUGUCUUUGUUUUAGUGCAUUUUAUUUUUGUAUAUUUCAGUAGUUGUGUGUGUACAUGUAUUUGUUCAGAAUUUAUUUCCAUGUACCCUUGUGUAAAGUAAACAAAUGGAAGAUAUCAUUAUUAACUUAUCUUGUCAUCGGUCAUCAAUGUCUUUGCAUAAUCCUCACUCUUCAUGCACUGUUUUAUGUACAUUUGGGAUGAUAAAAUCAAUACUACAGUAUGCAAAAGUGAAACUUUCAACACAAGAUAGUUGAUCACCGCAGUCAAAACAUUAUUUUUUGGAAUUCAAAAGAUCAUGCAAAUCUUCUGAUUUGAACAGAUUUCUGUUAUUCCUAGAUUUAUUUGCCUUAGGCAGGCAGCUUUAACUCUAUAUCAUGGCAUACACACGUAUAUGUUUCAUGCACUAUAUGAAAUAGUUCAGGUCUAUGCAAUGGACCAUGGCUUUCCUAUUGUAUUUCUUUUAAAAUUCUAAAUAUUUGUUAGUAAAUCACCCAGAUUGGAUAUUAAAUUCUUAUGAAUUGUAUAGCUUGUUCCCAUGAUAAUGAUUCAGAAGAAGAUUAUUUACCGUUACAGAAAAUAGCAGGAGAUAAUUUACUGUCAUCAAUCAUUGACUGCCAAUUUCCCUUUUGAUUUUUUUUCUUUUUUUAAAUGAACGAAAGGUCACAUAAUUGUAAAAGGUAAUGAAAUUGAAUUAUGUGUAUUGUGGAUAAGAUCAAGAUUAUUUGUAAAAAAGAGAUUAUUUGUGUAAUAUAUUUGCUAUAAUCAGGCUCAUGCGCUAUUGUAUUUAUAAUGUCAUUUCCAUAUCCAAAUUAAAAAUUAAAAAAAUAUCUAAAAAAACUAAAAAAUUAAAAAUGUUUUCAUGUAAUGUGUGGAUUUUUUUUAUUUUGUGGUGAUACUAUCAUUGUAUGCUCAUAUUUAGACAAACAACUUCGGUCUCUGUAUUUUGGUUGUUCCGCUGAACUGCGUUGGCUCACUCACCAAUACAUAUGGGGAUGAUAGUACAAUGUCCGAAAUUGUUAAAUAAAUCCCCAGAAACGACGGUUACUCCUGUCUAG